Molecule: messenger RNA, 1084 nt
Organism: Daphnia carinata
Lineage: Eukaryota; Metazoa; Arthropoda; Branchiopoda; Diplostraca; Daphniidae
Exons: 7
Coding region: 32-970 (312 amino acids)
Source: RefSeq, a predicted model, not a curated record
AUUAGUGUGAAGACUUGGUAAAUUUGUACAAAUGGAACGCUCAACCACCGAAGGCGGCAGUGGUAAUGUCACGGAAGAUUUGGAAAACCGGAUGGAAUUUCGUCCGAGUCUUUCGGGUGCACUGGAACGCCCACUUCCUACAUUAAGUUGUCUAUUGAUGGAAUAUCGAGAAGCCAUUGAAGAAAAGGCUCGCUACCAAAUAGAAUUAGACCAUGAAAUCAAAAUAGCAGAUGAUAUGCAAUAUGAACUCAAUUAUUACCAAACCGUCUUGGAUCACAAAACGAAAAACAACCAGAUUCCUCAAUUAGGAGUUCAACAGCUCUGCAACAUCGAAUUAAUUCAUAAAGAGCUAAGGGCUUCCAUCAAAAUUCUACAAGAAAAAUUGCUGAGCCAGCAGGAAGAAAUUCAAGCGGCCAUCAAACAGGUUGAAAAGUCAGCAUGGGAAAUGUCUCGGAUAAGCGAACAGGAAUUUCUACAACAAAUGAACCAACUGGAGGUCACUUUUGAAGGCGAAAUGGAAAUUGUGCGCCAAGCAAUGAAGAGAAAAGAAGAUGAGUUAAGAACAGCAAAAGAAAAGCAGGAAUUGGAGCACUCAAAACGGAUGGAGGAAGUACGGAAAAGUAUGGCCAAUAGAAUGAAAUCUGACAGUCAUCACAUCGAGUGUCGUUCAAUCGAACUGGAUUUCAGGAAGCAACGUGCACGCUUGGAAAAGGAACUCAAGCAGUUGGAACAACAACAAAGAUCCAAACGCAAACUUCCGCUAUCCUUCGUUGCUAGUGACAAUGCAACGGAAAGGCCGGGCAAGUUCCCUAACAAUUCAAAAGGCAACAAUAGAAACAAUGGCACAUUGACUCCUCGCCCAGCUCAACCCGGUUCAGCUGGCAAAGAGCCAGCGGAAAACGCGCCUAAUAGCGGUGGCGCUCGCAAGCGCAAACUUUUUUCAGUCAAUUGCGGAUAUUUGGAUUUCUAGAUUACGAUUGUAAGCUUCUACCUCUACCAAUGCGCCAGGCAGAUAACACUAAAAGAAAAGAGAAUAGACGGCCUUGGAUCACGCAUUUGCCCAAUACACGGCUUACAAAGAACA